This is a messenger RNA of Arabis nemorensis, 1182 nucleotides long. The record is from the annotation of a GenBank genome assembly. NCBI's taxonomy places the organism in Eukaryota, Viridiplantae, Streptophyta, Magnoliopsida, Brassicales, Brassicaceae.
AUGUCGACUUCCCGUAAGAUCCGCGGCGAGAAUCGGUUUUACAACCCACCUCCGAUGAGAAAACUCCAACAGGAACGAGAAAAGAAGAGACUUGCAGAAUUAAAGGCUGAAGAAGAGAAGAAGAAGGCUAAAGAGAUGCUCGAUCGAAAGAUUAUUGCGUCUGAGAAGAAGAUGAAACGACCUGUCUCCGAUUCUGAAUCGCCUGAGGAAUGUUCCACCUCCGAUUGCUCUGCGCCGACCACCACCACCACCGAUACUUCGUCUAAUCUAGGCCGGUUUCUCGAGUGCACCACUCCUGUUGUUCAUACCCAACACUUGCCUAUGACAAGCAUUAAGGGGUGGAGAACUCGUGAACCAGAGUAUUGUCCCUACUUCUUGCUGAAUGAUUUGUGGGAUUCGUUCGAGGAGUGGAGCGCUUACGGUGUUGGGGUUCCUCUUCUCUUAAAUGGGAGCGAUUCGGUUGUUCAGUAUUAUGUUCCUUAUCUCUCUGGAAUUCAGCUUUAUGAAGACCCAUCAAGAGCCUGCACAAGUAGGAGGAGAGCUGGCGAAGAAAGCGAUGGUGAUUCGCCUAGAGACAUGAGUAGCGAUGGCAGCAGCGAAUGUAGAGACCUUUCUCAGAACUUAUACAGAGUCUCUUUGGAAGAGAAACCGUUCAUUGGUUCAUCGAGCGAUGAAAGUGAAGUUAGCAGUAACUCUCCUGGUGACCUUGUCUUUGAGUAUCUUGAGGCUGCUAUGCCGUUUGGCCGUGAACCAUUGACCGACAAGAUCUCAAACCUGUCAUUGCAAUUUCCAGCACUGAGAACAUACAGGAGCUGUGAUCUAUCACCUUCGAGUUGGGUCUCUGUUGCUUGGUACCCAAUAUACCGAAUACCAUUAGGUCAAUCAUUACAAAACCUCGACGCUUGCUUUUUAACAUUCCACUCCUUAUCAACACCCUCUCGAGGCAGUGAGGAAGGUCAAAGCUCAAGCAAAUCGGUUGCACCAUCGAAGCUUCAACUGCCCACUUUCGGUCUUGCAUCUUACAAGUUUAAACUGUCAAUGUGGUGCCCCGAGACUGACGUGGACGAGAACCAGAGAGUCGGGACGCUGCUACGAGCAGCUGAAGAGUGGCUCAGGCAGUUGAAGGUGAUUCUACCGGACUUUAGACACUUUGUAUCACAUAACGGUUUGGCUGGGAGAUGA